Molecule: messenger RNA, 819 nt
Organism: Neurospora crassa OR74A
Lineage: Eukaryota; Fungi; Ascomycota; Sordariomycetes; Sordariales; Sordariaceae
Product: short-chain dehydrogenase/reductase SDR
Exons: 4
Coding region: 1-819 (272 amino acids)
Molecular function (GO): oxidoreductase activity
Source: RefSeq, a predicted model, not a curated record
AUGGAUCUCACUGGUUCGGCAUUCGUCAUCGGAGCAAGCGGUAUUGGCAAGGCAUGCGCGUUGGCCUUUGCCCGGUAUGGCGUUCGAGGCAUCGUCAUAGCAGAUCUCACGCUCGAAGCUGCUUCUGCGGUGGCAGCAGAGUGUAAGUCUCAGGCUACUCACCCUCACUUCCUGGCUGAAGCAGUUGCCAUCGACGUAACCAAAGAAGAGUCCGUCUAUCAAGCAAUUGCAUACGCACAUCAGGUCCUCGGUCGGAUCGACUACGCAGUGAACAGCGCUGGUGUCGGAGUCCAAUUGGCCAAUGAAAUCGCCGAAGCCAGCGUCUCCGAGUUUGAAAAGAUGUUCAAGGUCAACGUAACUGGCACCUUCAUCGUCACCCGCGCUCUCUCCGCCCUCAUGAAGACCCAAGACCCCGUUCCCGUUGACGAAGCCGUUCCCGCGCGGGGUGUCUCACGGGGUAGCAUUGUCAACGUGGGGUCAGCUUCGGGGUUUGUUGCUACCCCAGGCAUGGUUCAAUACACAGCCGCCAAGCAUGCAGUCGUUGGAAUCACCAAGAAUGCUGCACUUGAUAACGCCAAACAUGGUAUCCGGGUCAAUAGUGUGUGUCCAUCCUGGGUCGAUACACCCAUGAUCCGCAAGGCCAUGGAUGACAUCCCUGAACUCGGAGAGAUGAUCCAGAAAGCCGUUCCGCUCGGAAGGAUUGCGCUAGCCGAGGAAGUUGCCGAUGCGGUCAUGUUCCUCUCUAGUCCGAAAGCGAGUUAUGCUACGGGGUGCAACAUGAUCUUGGAUGGGGGUACAACGCUUGCUGCUCAUGUCUGA